Messenger RNA from Cajanus cajan (pigeon pea), 4114 nucleotides. Its product is annotated as disease resistance-like protein DSC1. The record is from RefSeq and is a predicted model, not a curated record. Gene Ontology annotation, molecular function: ADP binding. Lineage: Eukaryota; Viridiplantae; Streptophyta; Magnoliopsida; Fabales; Fabaceae. Gene Ontology annotation, biological process: defense response; signal transduction.
UGCCAGGACGAAUCUUUACUAAUCUAAACUUCCCAGAAGUUGCAUUGAGUGCAUUUCAAUUCUCACUUCUCAGAAGCCAAGACCUGUUGAUCGAUCCUUUUUUACAAUGAUUUUCAAUCUCAUUUUUUGUUGGUCCUAAACUAAACGUUGCAUCAAACGGCGCCUAAUUAUCAUGUAUUUUUACACUUUUGCACUUUGUUAAUUAUUUCUUCUCCAGCCGGAAGACCUUCAUAUGAUCUCCAUUCAUCUACUAAUUUGAUAAUGCAUAUCAUGUACACCAUUGAUAUUUCACAUUUACAUGUGUUGAAGGAGCAGAGUUGAUAGAUCUACAGACAAACACUUGUGCUUGUGCUGUCUCCAUCCAAUGGCAUCGAAUUCAUCUUCUUCCCAAGAUCCUCCUCGAAUCAAAUAUGAUGUCUUCAUCAGCUUCAGAGGCACAGACGUACGAUGUGGUUUUCUUAGCCAUUUGAAAAAGGAACUGCGUCAGAAGCAGGUUGAUGCCUUUGUGGAUGACAGGCUUGAAGGAGGGGAUGAGAUAUCACUCUCUCUUGUCAAAGCCAUUGAAGGGUCGCUUAUUUCCUUGGUCAUAUUCUCCAAAGACUAUGCUUCUUCAAAGUGGUGCUUGGAAGAGCUUGUGAAAAUAGUUGAGUGCAUGGACAUAAAUAAACAGAUUGUGAUUCCUGUUUUCUACAACGUUGAUCCAUCGGACGUACGGCACCAAAAGGGGACUUAUGGAGAUGCACUUGCUAAGCAUGAAAGAAGUAAAAGAAACCAAGCCAAGGUGCAAAGUUGGAGAUAUGCUCUAAAUAUAACUGCUAAUCUUUCUGGAUUUCAUUCAUCCAAAUAUGGGGAUGAAGUUGAGCUUAUAGAAGAAAUUGUGAAAUGUUUGUCGACCAAGUUGAAUCUCAUGUACCAAAGUGAGUUAACAGAGCUUGUAGGAAUUGAAGAACGGAUUGCAGAUUUGGAGUCAGUGUUGUGCCUAGGAUCGACAAUAGAUGUUCGUGUCAUUGGAAUUUGGGGCAUGGGAGGUAUCGGAAAGACAACUAUUGCAGCUGCACUAUAUAACCGGCUUUGUUUUGAAUAUGAAGGGUGUUGCUUUAUGGCAAACAUAACGGAAGAAUCAGAGAAACAUGGAAUGAUUUAUCUGAAGAAUAAAAUCAUCUCUAUAUUACUUAAGGAAAAUGAUCUACAUAUUGGCACACCUAAUGGAGUUCCCCCUUAUGUUAAGAGAAGGUUGGUUCGUAAAAAGGUUUUCGUUGUUCUUGAUGAUAUAAGUGAUUCCGAACAACUAGAAAAUUUGGUCGGAGCCCUUGAUUGGUUUGGAUCUGGUAGCAGAAUCAUUGUAACAACUAGAGAUAAGGGUGUGCUAGGAAAAAGGGUCGACAUUGUGUAUGAGGCUAAGGCAUUAAAAUAUGAUGAAGCUAUUAAACUUUUCAUGAUGAAUGCCUUCAAACAAAGUUGUCUUGACUUAGAAUGGAUUGAGCUAUCAAGAAGGGUGAUUCAGUAUGCUAAUGGAAAUCCAUUAGUCUUAAAAGUGUUGGGUUCUUUUCUUUAUGGCAAGAGCAAGUUAGAAUGGGAAAGCCAAUUAGAGAAACUUAAGAAAAUGCCUCAUGCAAAAAUUCAGAAUGUAUUGAGAUUGACUUAUGAUAGACUUGAUCGAGAAGAGAAGAACAUAUUUCUAUAUAUUGCAUGUUUUCUGAAAGGAUAUGAAAUACGCAGGAUAAUAUAUCUGCUUGAUGCUUGUGGUUUCUCAACAAUUAUUGGGUUAAAAGUCCUUAAAGACAAGGCCCUCAUAAUUGAAGCCAAGGGCUCUGGAAUCUCAAUUGUAUCAAUGCAUGACUUGAUACAAGAAAUGGGUUGGGAGAUAGUUCGAGAAGAAUGCAUUGAAGACCCUGGAAAACGAACAAGGUUAUGGGAUCCUAAUGACAUUCAUCUAGUAUUGAAAAAUAACACGGGAACUAAAGCCAUCAAGAGCAUAACUUUCAACCUCUCAAAAUUUGAUGAGGUGUGCUCAAGUCCUCAAGUGUUCGCAAAGAUGCAACAGUUAAAAUUUCUUAAUUUUUCCCAACAUUAUGGCGAUGAGCAAAUCCUGUAUCUUCCCAAGGGCCUAGAAUCUUUGCCGAAUGACCUAAGGCUUUUUCAUUGGGUUAGUUAUCCUUUGAAAUCCUUGCCUCAAUCAUUUUGUGCAGAAAAUCUCAUUGAGCUCAAAAUGCCGUGGAGCCGAGUGGAAAAACUUUGGGAUGGGAUCCAGAAUCUUGAACAUUUAAAGAAAAUUGACCUCAGUAAUUCCAAAAAUUUGCUAGAGGUCCCAGAUUUUUCAAAGGCCUCAAAUCUUGAAGAGGUGGAACUCUCUGCAUGCGAAAACUUGCGCAAUGUUCAUCCAUCUAUUUUAUCUCUCAACAAGCUUGUAAGGUUGAACUUAUUUGACUGCAAAGCACUUACCAGUCUCAGAAGUGAUUCCCAUUUAAGAUCUCUACGUGACCUCUUCCUCGGUGGUUGCUCAAGACUCCAGGAGUUUUCAGUGAGUUCAGAGAACAUGAAAAAAUUAAUUUUAACUUCAACCGCAAUCAGUGAGUUGCCCUCAUCAGUUGGAACUCUCGGAAAACUUGAAACAUUGAUCCUUGAUAACUGCAAAAGUCUGAACAAUCUUCCAAACAAGGUUGCUUACCUGAGAUCACUUCGGUCACUUGAUAUUUAUGGCUGCACACAACUUGAUGCAUCAAAUCUUCAUAUCCUAGUUAAUGGUUUAAGGUCGCUGGAAUCAUUGAAGUUGGAAGAAUGCCGCAACUUAUUUGAAAUUCCAGAUAACAUCAACCUCCUAUCAUCAUUGAGGCAGCUGUUGCUAAAAGGAACAGAUAUUGAAAGAGUUCCUUUAAGCAUCAAGCAUCUUUCUAAUCUGGAAAAGCUUGACUUAAGUAAUUGCAAAAGGCUUUAUUCUUUGCCAGAGCUUCCACUAUCCAUAAAAGAGUUUUAUGCCACUAACUGUUCAUCCUUGGAGAAUGUAAUGUUCACUUUGAGUGCUGUUGAAAUACUAAAAGCAUACAAGAUGCACACAAAAUUCCAAAACUGUGUGAAGUUGGAUGAACAUUCACUCAGUGCUAUUGGAGUAAAUGCUCAUGUGAACAUAAAGAAAGUGGCAUAUGAUCAUCUCUCAACGAUAGGAACCAAGUUUCUUGAUGGUCCAGUUGAUGUUAUCUACCCUGGAAGUAAGGUUCCAGAGUGGUUCUUGUAUAGAACUACACGGGCUUCGGUAACUAUUGAUUUCUCUUCUGCUCCAUGUUCCAAGAUCAUGGGAUUCAUCUUUUGUGUUAUUGUUGAUAAGUUCCCUUCAAAUGACAAGAACUUCAUUGGAUGUGAUUGUUACAUGGAAACUGGUAUUGGUGAAAGUGUCACACGUGGGCACAUGGAUACGUGGUCUAGUAUACAUGCAUGUGAAUUUUUCUCUGAACAUGUGUGUCUGUGGUAUGAUGAAAAAUGUUGUCUGCAAAACAGUGAACGUGAAAGUGAAAACAUGGAAGAACUUAUGGCCAGUUAUAAUCCAAAGAUUUCAUUUGAAUUUUUUGCUCAAACUGGAAGUAUUUGGGAAAAGCGAAGGGAUAUUAUGAUUAAAGGGUGUGGAGUGUGUCCAAUAUACGACACAGAAUAUGACAAUUUCAUUAUGCAGAUGGAAUUGGAGUUGGAAUUGACGUUGCAAUCUAUAGCAACUAAAAUGUCAGAAGCAUGCUCUAGUAAGGAUGAAACCGUCUCUCCAAAACAUCAAUGCAAGAAACUAAGCUUUCCACCCUAUCAAAUUGGAACUUGGAAGAGUGCAACACAAGGCUUGAAAGAUAUAUUGUUCCUGUAAUUCUUUUGAAAGCUAAUGUUUCAUAUUUUCUACACAAAUAAGAGCAGUUAAGUAGUGUUUGAUAAAACCAGCUAAUAAAUCAUCUCAAACCUUAUAAGCUAGUAUGGCUUAUAAAUUAUAUUAGAUUAUCAGCCCAAACCUUAUAAACUAGUAUAACUUAUAAGUUAUAUAGAUAAUUUAUUGAACAUUUUCUAUGUCCAUUUAUUCUGAAAUGUAAUUUGUUAAUUGAUUAUUUUGUGUACCAAAAUGAAUAAAUGAUGCUUUUUUUAU